This is a messenger RNA of Trypanosoma cruzi, 617 nucleotides long. RefSeq lists its product as uncharacterized. The transcript has a single exon. The annotation marks the transcript as partial. The record is from RefSeq and is a predicted model, not a curated record. Lineage: Eukaryota; Euglenozoa; Kinetoplastea; Trypanosomatida; Trypanosomatidae.
AUGAGUCUUUCCCUGGAGGCACUGAACUCGUUUCUUAGAAUGAUUGGACGCACCACAGGCGGUGGCGUGACAAUGGAUGUAGAAUUCAGAGAGACGCUGAAGCAGGCUUUGGUGGCGAUGGAGGAACUUGCGCGGGUGGCGCAGGAGGGGCGUGCCAACUUUGUCGCCGCACCCGUCCUGUCUGCUCUUCUCAGCGCGUUUUAUGUUAAAAAGACUCGUGUGGUGGGGGCCGCCCUGUCUGUGCUGCAGCAGUUGAUUCACGACUGCCGCAUCUCCUACGACACACCGAUUAUAUUAUAUCAGUAUCAGCGAAAUAAACAGGCGCUGCGCUGUGGGGAGGCUUUGUUUUGUGCUGUAGAUGACUUUCUCGUCAACACCGCCGACGCGGCGUUGCAGCUGAAAGGCUUGGAGGUCCUCCAUGAUCUUGUGAGUGACGACAACUUUGCUUACCUCACUGGAAGUUGCGUUACCCGCUGUGUGCGGACAUGCUACCAGGUGACGCUGCAGAGCUCGAACGAGGCCGCAAGAAUUAUUGCGCGUGAUGUGUUUGUUCUUUGCGUUCUUCGAGUGACGAGGGCCUUUGUGGAGGCCACACCAUCGGAGCGUCGAUGCGGUAC